Akanthomyces muscarius is the source of this 1146-nucleotide messenger RNA. RefSeq lists its product as uncharacterized. The transcript has a single exon. Gene Ontology annotation, molecular function: choline kinase activity; ethanolamine kinase activity. Gene Ontology annotation, biological process: phosphatidylcholine biosynthetic process; phosphatidylethanolamine biosynthetic process. Gene Ontology annotation, cellular component: cytoplasm. The record is from RefSeq and is a predicted model, not a curated record. NCBI's taxonomy places the organism in Eukaryota, Fungi, Ascomycota, Sordariomycetes, Hypocreales, Cordycipitaceae. The coding region runs from base 1 to 1146 and encodes 381 amino acids.
AUGGUGUCGUUAACACAGCUCCCGUUCGCCUUGCCCGAGGACAAGGUGCCCACCCCGCAAAUCGCCCGGGACAUCGUUUCCACAUUUCUCACACAAGAAUGGCCCAAGCAAGAUCCCGCCACCAUCACCGUCGCGUACAGCACCUCCUUUACCAAUCCCAGCUGCGUCGUUGAGCGGCCUGCUCCCGACGAUGGCACGAUUCCCGCCGAGCCGCUCAAGCUCUUCAUCAAGUUCCACCGCUCGAGCGGCUCCGACUUUGAGGCCUUCCGGCACCUCGUCCCGACCAAGGAGCAAGAGGCCCUGCUGACCUACGAGUACGGCCGGUCCGGCCUGGGCGCCCGCGUGUAUGGCCUAUUCCAGACGCAAGACGGCACGCUUGCCCGCAUCGACGAGUUUCUCGACGCGCGGACCCUGGAGCCCGAGGACGUCGAGGACGAGGCCCUCCGCGCGGAUCUGGCCCGCGGGCUCGCCACGUUUCACACCCUCCAAGCCGUCGCGCUGCCCAAGAAGCCCGUCGCGAGCUACUACGAAGCCGUCGGCAAGGGGCUGCGCAGCCUGCACCGCCUGGACAAGCUCAAGGCGCUGGCGCGCGAGGGCGGCGUGCCCAUUGAUGAGCUCGUCGACUACGACCUCGCCGGACGCUGCGCCGUCGUCGUCGAGGCUCUGCAGAAGCUCGGCGCCAAGACGGGCUGGUGCAUCCACGACAUCCAGUCGAUGAACAUUCUCGUCAAGAACAGGCCCGCGGCGGACGAGACCAAGCUCACGCUGAUUGAUUUUGAAUUCGUGUUUGAGAAUUACCGCGCGUUUGACAUUGGUGGGCACUUUAUGCAGAAAAUGUUCAAGUGGUUCGACGAGACGAGCAAGAUUGCGAGCUGCCGGCCGUACCUCGAGGCCGAGGAGCGGCACUUUUGCGACGUCUACGCCGCGCAGUGGAAUGCGCGGACGGGCGACGCGGAUACCGGGGAGCAGGUGUACCGCGAGGCGCAGCUGGGCUACAUGCUGGCCACGGCGUUUGACAUUCACAACAUGCUCUGCUGGAUGGAGCAGGAGAGUGACAAGGAUCCGCUGAACCUGGCGGGGUUGAACAAGCUGUUUGCCGAGUUCAAGGGCCGGUACGAGAAGCUGGGACUGGAGUCUGGCCAAUAG